Molecule: messenger RNA, 224 nt
Organism: Drosophila busckii
Lineage: Eukaryota; Metazoa; Arthropoda; Insecta; Diptera; Drosophilidae
Product: immune-induced peptide 3-like
Exons: 2
Coding region: 63-188 (41 amino acids)
Biological process (GO): defense response
Source: RefSeq, a predicted model, not a curated record
UAGACAUCAGUUCACAAGCAGACUUCAACAAGUUUAAGAACAAUAACAAAAGCCAAAAUAAAAUGAAAUUCCUAUCGGUUGCCUUUUUGCUCGGUCUCUUGGCUUUGGCCAGCGCCGCACCACUGUCCCCCGAUCCAGGCAAUGUCAUCAUCAAUGGCGACUGCCGCGUUUGCAAUGUGCGCGCCUAAAUUGCAGCAGCCAAAUUAAUUUAAACCACACACAAA